Molecule: messenger RNA, 2384 nt
Organism: Pezoporus flaviventris
Lineage: Eukaryota; Metazoa; Chordata; Aves; Psittaciformes; Psittacidae
Product: pre-mRNA 3'-end-processing factor FIP1-like
Exons: 16
Coding region: 191-1885 (564 amino acids)
Cellular component (GO): mRNA cleavage and polyadenylation specificity factor complex
Molecular function (GO): RNA binding
Source: RefSeq, a predicted model, not a curated record
AGCAAUGGCGCCACUCUAGCCAAGUCCUCGGCCGGCCCGGUGGCUGCGGACCUCCCCGCAGCGGAUGCGCGCCUCGCCUCAGGCCCCGGCGGGAGCCUAGCGGGGCCCCGGCGGCCGCCGCCGCUUCUCCUCCUCCUCCUCCUCCUGCUGCUGCUGUUGCGGGCGCCCCGCUCCCCUCAGCCCCGCAGCCAUGGCCACCGAGCUGGAGCCGCCGGCGGCUGGCGCCGUGCCGGGCGCGGCGCCGCUGGAGGCGGAGGAGGACGAGGAGCACUGGCUCUACGGCGAUGACACCACUGGUAAGCAAGAAGAUGGACCAAUUUCUGGACACACAGAGUCUUCCCAUCCAUUGCAAGAUGCUCCUCAGGAGAACCGGCCUGUCAGCAAUGAAGACCGAGAGAUCUCACAACAUGCCCUUCCAAGUGGUGAAGAUGAAGAAGAUGACAGCGAUAGUGACAGUGAUGAUGAUGACGUGAAGGUUACUAUUGGCAAUAUUAAAACGGGAGCACCAUCAUACAUGGGAACUCCUAUGAAUCUAAACUUAAAAACGGGUAGAGGCUAUGGAGCAUCUGCUUCAGCCAAGUUGCAGCCCAAAGGUAUUGACUUAGAUGCUGCAGGGAACAUAAAUGGAUUGCCUGUUAUCGAAGUGGAUUUAGAUUCAUUUGAAGACAAACCAUGGAGGAAACCAGGUGCUGAUCUUUCUGAUUACUUUAAUUAUGGAUUCAAUGAAGAAACAUGGAAAGCAUAUUGUGAAAAGCAGCGGCGGCUUCAGCUUGGACUGGAUCCUGCUCCUCCCAUCAGCACUGAAAACAAGAUCACGGUUCAGCAAGGAAGAACAGGAAAUGCUGAAAAAGAAGUGGAAAACAACAUCAUCAAAACAGAAUUCAAAACAGACUUCUUGGCUCUGGUGGGAGGACGCAUGAAGGCUGGGCCUCCUCCUAAUAGGAAGCUGGGUGGGACGAUUGAUGUGAUCGGUGGCCAGGCUGGCACAAUCAGGAGAGUAGAAGGAAGGCGCCGUGAUAAACAUGCCUCUGAGGAAAACCCAAUCCAGGUGCUUGGAGACCACGGGAGUAAGCCACAACCCCCCCAGCAGCCCCAGCAGCCAUCACAGCCCCAACAGCCGCCUCAGCAGCAGCCGUUUGCACCACCAGCAGGCCCACCACCUCCUCCACUGGCUGGGCCACCUCCACCACACUUCCUCCACCCUCCUCCACCAGUUACUUCUGUUCCACCUCCCCUGCAUCCUCCAGGUCUUCCACCACCGGGGCCUAUUCCAGGGUUGUUCCCACCUCCUCUGGCACCACCACCAGCUCUCCUCAUUCCAACCUUGGAUGGCCAGCCAGCCAGCUACAACAACAGGCAGCCACCUCCGUUUGGCUACAACUCUGCAGAUUCAGGUUUCAUCAGCUACCCACCCAUCUCCACAUCCCACACGCCCUGGGUGACAACGGUGGACAAGGGCACAAGCAGUUCCAGCAGCAGCCAUUGGGAAUACUCAGGCUCAAGGCGCGAGAGGGAGCGGGAGCGAGAACGGGAAAGGGAACGGGAACGGGAGAGAGACCGAGACCGCACCCCGACCACGAGUGAAUACAACAACGACGACGAGCGGUACCGCUACUACAGCCGGGAGCGCAGCUACGACUUUGAGCGCGACUACCGCCGGAGCCGAGACCGCAGCAGGGAGCGGGAGGACCGGCACCGGGAGCGCCGGCACCGCGACAAGGACGAGAGCAGCAAGCAUAAGUCCUCGAGACGGAAGCAACACGAGAGCGAGGAGGGCGAGAGUCACCGGCGCCACAAGCACAAAAAGAACAAGCGCAGCAAAGAGGAGAAGGAGACCAGCGAGGACGGUGCCCAGGAGGGAGAGGAGCAGGACACCAAGGAGUGACCCCCAGCCCUCAGGAGGAACGUCUCCUCUGAACCAGCGUGGCACUGGGGAUGUGUUGGGCUGGGGGUUCAUUUUGUAUUCCAUGUUUCCCAAGGGAAGAGGCAGACUCUGGGUGAGCGGAGCCGCCGCUGCUGCAGUGGGUGAGAGCUGCAGCUCAACUCUCUUCUUUUUGUUCUGCUUUUUUGAUACAAAACCAAACCCAGCAGUUCCAGUUAUACAGAGCACUGAGCUACUCCCGACCAGCCCCAGGGAGGACUGUGGUGUAUCAGAUCCUAUGGUUUCUGAUGGAAGACGGCCUCAGCUGAAACUAAUGCGUUUAGGUCAUAGUGGUUCUUUUGUCAUCAUCAUCAUCAUUCCUUUUGAAGAAUAGGGCAGUGAGUGCGACUUGAACUUUAUUGUCCAAAGAAGAGUGCGCCCUAGAUCCCGAGAGCCAGCUUAGAGCCUGGCUUCGAGUAGUGCAGAGUCCCACCCCCAAAUAAAUCUCUUUAUAGCUACGAAA